Nycticebus coucang (slow loris) is the source of this 7870-nucleotide messenger RNA. RefSeq names its product helicase like transcription factor (gene HLTF). The transcript is spliced from 25 exons. NCBI's taxonomy places the organism in Eukaryota, Metazoa, Chordata, Mammalia, Primates, Lorisidae. The record is from RefSeq and is a predicted model, not a curated record. Gene Ontology annotation, molecular function: ATP binding; nucleic acid binding; hydrolase activity, acting on acid anhydrides, in phosphorus-containing anhydrides. Bases 193 to 3243 code for a protein of 1016 amino acids.
GUUGCUAGAAGGAGUCCGCGUAGACGUCUGACUAGACGCCGCGACUUACCUUUGAGCGGUGCGCUGUAGAUCCCGCGCUCGGAACCUGUCCAGGGCUUCUGGGCUGCGGGGCCUGGAAGGAGGUCUACCGAAGCGGUUCGAGAACGAUCUGGGGGACGUUUAAGCGUUCUCCUUGUCAUCCUACUCAACGCCAUGUCCUGGAUGUUCAAGAGGGAUCCUGUUUGGAAGUAUUUGCAGACGGUUCAGUAUGGAGCGCAAGGAAGUUUUCCACGCCUCUCAUAUCCAACUUUUUUCCCUCGUUUUGAAUUCCAAGAUAUUAUUCCUCCAGAUGACUUCCUAACUAGUGAUGAAGAGCUAGAUUCAGUUUUAUUUGGAACUUUAAGAGGUCAUGUGGUUGGACUACGCUAUUACACAGGAGUAGUUAAUAAUAAUGAAAUGGUUGCAUUACAACGAGAUUCUGAUAACCCCUAUGAUAAAAAUGCAAUUAAAGUGAACAAUGUGAAUGGAAAUCAAGUUGGCCAUGUGAAGAAAGAUCUCGCAGCUGCUUUGGCUUAUAUCAUGGACAACAAAUUAGCACAAAUCGAAGGGGUAGUUCCCUUUGGUGCAAAUAACACUUUUACCAUGCCUCUGCAUAUGACUUUCUGGGGAAAAGAAGAAAAUAGAAAAGCAGUUUUAGAUCAGUUGAAGAAACAUGGAUUUAAAUUGGGUCCUGCACCAAAAACUUUAGGAUUCAGCUUGGAAAGUGGUUGGAGCUCUGGAAGAGCUGGACCAAGCUAUAGUAUGCCGGUUCAUGCUGCAGUACAGAUGACAACUGAACAGCUUAAAACGGAAUUUGACAAAUUGUUUGAAGAUUUAAAAGAAGAUGAUAAAACUCAAGAAAUGGAACCAGCUGAGGCUAUUGAAACACCGUUGCUUCCGCAUCAGAAGCAAGCUCUAGCUUGGAUGGUUUCACGGGAAAACAGUAAAGAACUUCCACCAUUCUGGGAACAGCGAGAUGAUUUAUAUUAUAAUACAAUAACAAAUUUUUCUGAGAAAGACCGACCAGAAAAUGUCCACGGAGGGAUUUUAGCUGAUGAUAUGGGUUUGGGUAAAACUCUUACGGUCAUUGCAGUAAUUCUUACCAACUUCCAUGAUGGCAAACCUCUUCCUAUUGAAAGACUUAAAAAGAAUCUACUGAAGAAGGAAUGUAAUGACAAAUCUAUGAAAUUUGGAAGAAGCAAUACCAGUGAAAAGGUGGAUGGACUAAGCAAAGAAGGAUCUAAAUGUAGUGAAGAACCCAGUAUUUCAGAUGUCAAGGAGAAGAAUGAGCAUCCCAUGUCAGAAUUGUCUGGCUCCCGCCCUAAAAGAAGAAAAACUUCCAUCCAGUACUUUGAAAGCAGUGAUUCAGAGGAAAUUGAAACAAAGGAAUUGCCAAAGAAAAGGAAAGGCAAACUGAAAAAUGUACAAUCAGAGACUAAAAGCAGGGUACAAGAAUCUUCUAAGGUUAAAGAAGAUGUGGCAUUUGCAUGUGCACCUAAAUCAUCUACCCGUACCACAAAAAAGAAAACAUUAAAAAAGGGAGUAACUGCAGUGGAAGGUUCAAAGAAGAUUGAUGUUGAAGGGAGACCGAGAACAACACUGAUCAUCUGUCCACUUUCUGUACUAAGCAACUGGAUUGACCAGUUUGGACAACAUAUAAAGUCAGAUGUGCACUUGAAUUUUUAUGUUUAUUAUGGUCCUGAUCGUAUUAGAGACUCAGCUUUACUUUCAAAACAGGAUAUUGUUUUGACUACAUACAAUAUUUUAACUCAUGACUAUGGAAUGAAACAUUUAUUUCAGACUAAAGGUGAUAGUCCAUUACAUAGCAUAAAGUGGCUGAGAGUGAUCCUGGAUGAAGGACAUGCCAUACGAAAUCCGAAUGCUCAACAGACUAAAGCUGUACUUGAUUUAGAAGCAGAAAGGAGAUGGGUAUUGACAGGUACUCCAAUACAGAAUUCUUUAAAGGAUUUGUGGUCUCUUCUUUCCUUUUUAAAACUUAAACCAUUUCUUGAUAGAGAAUGGUGGCAUAGAACAAUACAGCGUCCUGUCACCAUGGGAGAUGAAGGAGGACUUCGGCGUUUACAGUCCCUAAUUAAAAAUACUACACUUAGAAGAACAAAGACAAGCAAAAUUAAAGGAAAACCUGUUUUGGAAUUACCAGAACGUAAAGUAUUUAUUCAGCACAUUACACUUUCAGAUGAAGAGAGAAAAAUUUAUCAGUCUGUGAAAAAUGAAGGCAGAGCUACUAUUGGGAGGUAUUUUAAUGAAGGGACUGUCCUUGCACACUACGCAGAUGUCCUGGGUCUUUUGCUUAGAUUGCGACAGAUUUGUUGUCAUACGCACCUUCUUACAAAUGUAGUUUCUUCCACUGGUUCUGCAGCCUUUUCUUUAGGAAAUGACACACCUGAAGAACUGAGAAAGAAGUUAAUAAGGAAGAUGAAGUUAAUUCUGAGCUCAGGUUCAGAUGAAGAAUGUUCAAUUUGCUUGGAUUCUUUAACCGUUCCUGUGAUAACACAUUGUGCACAUGUGUUUUGUAAACCCUGUAUUUGCCAAGUCAUUCAGAAUGAGCAGCCACAUGCUAAAUGCCCUUUAUGCAGAAAUGAUAUACAUGCUGACAAUUUAUUAGAAUGUCCUCCAGAAGAACUAGCAUGUGACAGUGAGAGAAGGGCUAAUACAGAAUGGACAUCCAGUUCCAAGAUUAAUGCUCUAAUGCAUGCAUUGAUUGACUUAAGAACAAAUAAUCCCAACAUAAAAAGUUUAGUUGUUUCUCAGUUUACAACAUUCCUGACUUUACUAGAAACACCACUAAAAGCCGCUGGAUUUGUGUUUACUCGUUUAGAUGGUUCCAUGGCCCAAAAGAAAAGAGUUGAAUCAAUUCAGUGUUUCCAAAACACUGAAGCAGGAUCUCCAACUAUAAUGCUUCUGUCCUUAAAAGCAGGUGGAGUUGGUUUGAAUCUUUCUGCAGCUUCUCGAGUGUUUUUAAUGGAUCCAGCCUGGAAUCCCGCUGCUGAAGAUCAGUGCUUUGAUAGAUGCCAUAGACUUGGCCAGAAGCAGGAAGUCAUCAUUACAAAGUUCAUUGUGAAGGACUCUGUUGAAGAAAAUAUGCUGCAAAUUCAAAAUACAAAGAGAGAACUUGCAGCAGGAGCCUUUGGAACUAAAAAGACAAAUGCUAAUGAAAUGAAACAAGCUAAAAUUAAUGAAAUCAGAACUUUAAUUGACUUAUAAUUUGUGGGACUUUAGUAAGGUCAGUUUGAUCAGAUAUGUAAGUUUUGGUGAUGAGAAAAGUACAGAGUUUUAGAAGUAAGAUCUAAACAAUGUGUCAUCAAAGGGGCAUGUUGUUUCAUAUUAGUGAAGCGGAAUUACUGACAUAGUCCUUUAUAUAUGAACCUAUUUUUAAUGAUACUUCAAAUAGCAAUAAGUUUCAUUAUAUACUACGGCCUAAAAUUUUUGAGGAAAAAAGUUAGUUACUCAACUUUUCAUAGUUACCCAUGCUGAGUAUGUUCAUGUAUCUUCCAAGUACUCAGUUUUUUCAUAUUUCAAAGAAGUACAUUUAGCCAAAUAGUUAUUUUCUGGGUUGGACAUAAUUAUCUACCACAGCACUGACUUGUGAUGCAGCAGAUACACAGUCCUUGUAAACAAUAUACAGAGAUUGAUUCUAUUGGACUUUCAAAAGUCCAGAACCAAACCUUAAAAUGAGACCAAAGUCUAGAUUUGCAAAUUACUUGCAGUUUUUAAAACAGCUAUAUUGAGAUAUAAUUCACAUAAGUGACUUGCAAUUUUAUGUUCAUUAAAAAAUUAGGUAUUAUGUUAUAGCACUGUUACCUAUUUUAGUCAAGUGGUACUACGUUUAUUGUUUAAAUGUAACAUGAUAUAUUUAGGGUAUAAAUAUAUAGUUUGGAGGUGGGUGACAGGAAACCAAUUCUACCCAAUUUGAUUUGAAUAUUUAAAUUAUGGAGUUGCUAAAGAGAUACUUCUAUAAAUAAUUUUUAUUUAUGUAGCUUUUUUGGAAAUAACUUUAUAAAUUUUUAUAAUUCAGAAGACUACUAUAUGUCAGAGGCGUGAUAAUCUGGAUGGAAGUUUGGCUGGAUGACCUCCAAAGUCGUUUCAACUCUAAAGACAUCUUAAUCCUGAAUGUAAAAAUUUAUUGUGUGUUUAAGAUUCAGAAUUUGAUUUUGUAACUUCAGUAACUCAUCCUUACAUCUAUGUAUAGAAUAAGUCAUCUUUUUCUCUUUCGUUAAUAAGCAGCCUCACAAAAGUUUCCACAGCAUUCUAGAUGACUUUCAGUCAUACUUAAAAUGAGUAAGCUAGAAAUUUAGAAGUCAGGUUAAGGCAGUCAGUGGUUCUAUUAAGGGAAACUUUUUUUUUUUAAUCCAAAGAAAGAUUACUGUAACAAGAGAAGCUUCGCGUUUGAUGAUACGGAUUAACCUUGAUUGAAAAGAUGAGAUUAGAGGCAUUGCUGUGUUACAGGGUGCACAUCUAAGGUAUGUGCCGAAUCUCUCACAGCUAAGUCCCUGCCUCCCUGCGAUUUACCCCUUGCUCAAAGGCAACAGUGGAUUAGACAGAACCUUCCCAAGACCUUUUCUCUGCAGUGGAAGCUAAGGCAGAGCUGAUGUUCAUCGAGACCAAGACCUUUUGGCAGGGAUGAGAGUGGAAUACUUGGGGUUGGUCCACUAGCAUUAUUAGAAGCAGUAGGGAAGUUCUUUACUUUGUAGUCUAGCAUUACACACACAAAAAUCAGGUAGCUCAGACUAUGGGUUUCUUCCUAUACCAGUGCUCCAGUGAGAUUGAGUUAUAAACAGUUUUUGGCAAAUAACACAAUUCAGUCUUGGUUUCAAAGGCAAAACUUUACAAACUCACUGUAAAGGUGAAGAAAGACAACUUGCAUCUUUACCUAGACAUUUACGGAGUUGUGUUUUUAAACACACUCAUAAAUUUGGCAAGUCAUUAAAAAAAAGUUUUGUUUUGUAUAGUUUUAUUAAAAAAUUUAAUUUGUUCUAAGAAAAUAUAUAAACCACUGGAAUGAAAACUUUGUUAUGCUAUACUGUUAAUUCUGGGUUUUUUUUGCAUAGAAUAAUAGCUUUAGAAAUAUUUUGAAGAAAUGGAAUUCCCAUUUGUGGUUUGAACUGGACUUUUCUUUUUUUAAAUGAAUAAAAAUUUCAAAAGUUUAUUAGCUUCCUCAUUGCCAUAAUUUGAAUGACUUCUUUCUCUUUAAAGAAAAUAAAUCCUGGCUUGGUGCCUAUAGGGCAGCAUCCAGGGUGCCAGCCACAUACACUGAGGCUGGUGGGUUUGAACCCAGCCCAGACCAGCUAAAACAACAAUGACAAAUGCAACAACAACAAGAAGCCAGGCCUUGUGGAGGGUGCUUGUAGUCCCAGCUCCUUGAGAGGCUGAGACAAGAGAAUUGCUUAAGCCUAAGAGUUUGAGGUUGUUGUGAGCUGUGACACCACGGCACUCUACCCAGGGCGACAGCUUGAGACUCUGUCUCAAUAAAAAAAGAAAAGAAGUCUUCAGUUAAAUCUCACUCUUUGCAGGUGUUUAUAUUACAUGAUUUUUACUGACGGUACAUAAAAGUACUAUAACUGAGAAUAAUUUACUCAUAUCCCAUUUUUCUAACUCAUUGAAUUUCAAGUUCAAGAAAUCAAAGUGUUUAUUUAAAAUCCUUGAUCUAUGAUGCCAUAGCACUCAACUCCAGGGUGACAAAGUGAGAUUUCGUCUCAAAAAAAUAAAUAAAAUGCUUGAUCUAAAAACAUUGGUUCUAAUUAAUUUCCUUAUCUGCAAAAAAACAAAGUUGUGAUAACACCUAUCUACACAUAGGUGCAAUCUUAAUCAUUGUAGAUUUUUACCCUUAAAAUUAAAGCUCUAGAAUUAGCUAUUUCCAGUCAAGAAAAUAAUCCUAUGUACUUUGUUAACCAGAGGGCACCAAUGAAGUAUUCUCAGGUAGUGCUAGGAAGCGCCAGAGACAUUAUUAUAUUCUGCUCUUGUAUAUAAUGUUUGCCAAAUUACUAAUCAUUAGCAUUUGGAUAAGAUUCAUUAAAAAUAUGAGGACAGAUUUAAUGUUUGGCUCAUAACUACAACAAAUGUUUUACCUUAAGUUUUUAAUGCAUUGAUAUUAAAAUAUUUUCAAAAGGUAUAAUGAAACAGGAAAAUACAGGAGAAACAUUCACUUUAUGCAUAAAUCAUAGACCACAAUCAAACAUACAGCUAAGCUAAAAAGGCACAGAUCUGACCUUUGGUGGGCAAGUUUGUCUUAUGACUAAAGAUUAUACCGACCAUUGUUCACAAGGAUGUAAAAAUAGUAUAUAUUGAUUACCUCCACAAAUUAGUAUCUUUUUUUGAGUUAUUACUGUUUUUUAAAUACAUCUUACUAAGCCCUUCUAUUUUGGGCUUCCUGGAAAGGAAUUUUACAGUAUAAUUAGUACUGCUCUGCAUAGAAAAGUUAAUACUUUUAAUUAAGAUAUAUUCUUUAAAAAUCAAGAAAAGAACUUGCUAACUCAAUUCAGUAACUUCCCAGACACUUAACUCGACACCUUUCUGUACAUAGGCUUUUUUUUUAUUGGUAAACUUGUCAUUUCUGAUUCUAAAAGUUAAUAGCCUUCACUAAAUACUUAUUUAAAUUUUAAAAAUUACAUAAGCUUUCUCUUACUACUAUGUGACAAAUAGGGAAUCAAAAGUAGUAAAUACAGAAAAUUAACAGUCUAUAUUGCAUGGCCACAAAAGUAAGGCAGCAUUAUUUUUCUGAAGACUAAGUUUCUGAGCAUCUCUACCAGGGACUCAGAAGCCAAAAAAGCUGCUGACUGCUAAAAUUAUUUUGAGAGCUCUUCAUCCCGCAGCACCUACCCAAUACAUGGAGGCACAAAAUAAAUCUUUGGUAUAUGCUUCAUUGCACUCCCAGCAACUCAUUCCCCAUCAGUUCAAACUACUAGUUUAUUUUAUCAGAAAUCAUUUGUCAUCUAACAUUUUAUAGUUUUAGGCGAAUCCUCAGGUUCUUUAGCUCAUGGUAGUCAGCCUUCAAGGUGGUUCCAAACCAUUCUUGCCUCCAAGUAUCCAUACCUUUGUGUAUUCACUUACACUAAUACGAAUGACCCAUGUAACCAACAGGAUAUUGUAGAAAUGAAGGAGGGUAACCUCAAAAGCUAGGUUACAACGGCCAUGAAGCUUCUGCCCAAUUAAACCUUCCAGGUUUCUUUCUGUUGUAGUCUACUCUCCUGUUUUCUUCUAACAAUUGUUUCUGCUUACUCAUUUUAAUGUUUUAAAGGUCAUUUUCUCUAGCUUUCCCUUCCUUGCAACCUAGAAUCAUCUAUGGAUUUAAUUAGUUUCACAACUCCAUUCUAUCAUUUUUAAAUCAUGGAUAAAAAUACCAGAAGACGGGGUGGCGCCUGUGGCUCAGUGAGUAGGGCACCGGCCCCAUAUACAGAGGGUGGUGGGUUCAAACCCAGUCCCGGCCAAACUGCAACAACAACAACAAAAUAGCCGGCCGUUGUGGCAGGUGCCUGUAGUCCCAGCUACUCGGAAGGCUGAGGCAAGAGAAUCGCCUAAGCCCAAGAGCUGGAGGUUGCUGUGAGCUGUGAUGCCACAACACUCUACUGAAUGGCGACAAAGUGAGACUCUGUCUCUAAAGAAACAAAAAAACAGAAGGCGGUAGGUCCAGGACUCAUUCUGACAGACCAGAAAGAUUACUGAGUAUGUUCAGAGACUGACAGUGAACUUACGAUGAGGUUAAGGUUACAAUAUUCUAAUUAUUUGAAUACCCACUUAAUAUGGGUAUGAAGGUAUUAAGGGUAUUAACAUGAGGUACAGUGUGGAUGACAGACUAGAUAAAUGGAUCUAACUUCCAAUCUAUCAGCUCCAUCAC